Molecule: messenger RNA, 222 nt
Organism: Pelobates cultripes (western spadefoot toad)
Lineage: Eukaryota; Metazoa; Chordata; Amphibia; Anura; Pelobatidae
Source: the annotation of a GenBank genome assembly
AUGGCGGUCCUCGCAGCCCUGAAUGGGUCUGCCACCUACAGCUUCGAAUCCAUGAACCUGUCCUUUUAUGCAGACCUGUGGGACGAAACCCUGCAGUGGCACAGGUCCCUACAACCUUUUACCACACUGCUUCGAGACCAACAUAUUAAUUAUCACUGGCGCACAACGCGCACACUGCAGAUACAGCAUGACAACCAGGCCUACUCCAUCAUGGACAUCUGA